AUGUUAUGUAAUUUUUCAAAAAUAUUAGAAAAGAUUAUAAAAAACCACUUAAUAAACUACUUAGAAGCAAACAAGUUAUUAUCAAAAAAUCAGUUUGGUUUUAGACCAGGUAUAGGUACAGAAGAGGCUCUGUAUAGUGCCACUAGCUUCAUUUAUAAUGCACUUGAUAAGGGAAAGAAAACUUUGGCAAUUUUUCUAGAUCUUGCUAAAGCGUUCGACAUGAUAAAUCACACGGAAUUAAUUAGAAUUCUAUCUAGUUUUGGUAUGAAAACGAGUAGUAUCAAAUGGUUUACAAGUUAUUUAUUUAAAAGGAAUCAAAUUGUUAUGAUAAAUGGUAUUUUAAGUGAGGAAAGGGAAAUAAUUUGUGGAGUACCUCAGGGCAGUGUACUCGGUCCGAUCUUUUUUAUAUUAUACAUAAAUAGUAUAUGCAAUUUAAAAAUUGAUGGGACAAUAAUUACAUAUGCAGAUGACACAUGUUUGCUUUUUUCUGGUCCCACUUGGAAUUCAGUAUACCAAAAGUCGAAAAAUUAAUUGAC
This is a messenger RNA of Cinara cedri, 536 nucleotides long. Lineage: Eukaryota; Metazoa; Arthropoda; Insecta; Hemiptera; Aphididae. The record is from the annotation of a GenBank genome assembly.